This is a messenger RNA of Perkinsus marinus ATCC 50983, 1243 nucleotides long. Its product is annotated as Equilibrative nucleoside transporter, putative. The record is from RefSeq and is a predicted model, not a curated record. Bases 1 to 1146 code for a protein of 381 amino acids. The transcript has a single exon. Gene Ontology annotation, molecular function: nucleoside transmembrane transporter activity. Gene Ontology annotation, biological process: nucleoside transmembrane transport. Gene Ontology annotation, cellular component: plasma membrane. Lineage: Eukaryota; Perkinsozoa; Perkinsida; Perkinsidae.
AUGGCCGCCUUCGGAUUCAUCGCACUUCUCCCAUUCAACUUGAUACUCACCGAGUUGGACUUCCUCAGCGUCAGCUUUCAGCAUCACUAUGCUGCUGCCCUAUCCUUCCUCUAUGCGAUUGCAGUUAACAUCGUUCAAAUCCUCCUCAUUUGGUAUGGGAAUCGGUUCCCAUUCAAGCCUAGGAUCAUCCUCGGAUGUGUCUUGAUGGCCGCGGGUACUAUGCUUACGGCUGUUGUAGCGAUAGCAGUGGGCAACUCCACGGUGGCUUUCUCCUUGGCUCUCAUCUGUAUGUUCGCCUUGGGCGUAGGGUACGCUGUAUUCGAGCCUACCGCUCUGGGUAUUGCUGCUUUGUGCCCCCCAUCAUGUACUCUCAGUAUUAUGGUUGGGGAAGGCAUCGCUGGGUUGCUCCCUUGGCCUAUGUACGAACUUUUCAACCUCAUUUUGCGGUCGGCUGGGAUAUCAGCAGUUCCCGAAUGGAGAUGUCUCAUACUUUUUACCAUCGGAUCAGUACUCGCAUUGGCGAUGAUACCAGUAUACGCACUAGGCACUGCAAGACAUCCCUACGUUGUCAAAGUGUUGGAAAUCGAGCAGAAUAGGAGAGUUUCAGGUCUUCACGUACGGCAGACAAGGAGACCAGUUCUGGCGAUCCUGCGGGAUGUUGCUCCUAUGGGUGUAUGUGUGUGGUUGGCAAUGGCUAUAACGUUCAUAAUAUUCCCGGCGCAAAGCGUCCUUUGGCAACCACAGAGCCCUUCGAAUGUGAACUUUGUAGCUCAGGUCACUUUUACAUUUCAAGUGCUGGAUACCGUCGGAAGGGCGGCACCAAGUUUUCUCCCAACUUUAGACGGGUGGAAACUUUUCUUCUUUACAAUCGCUAGGGCCUGUUUCAUCCCGUUGUUUGUCUGUACUGCCAAGUACCCCAACGCUACUCCCUUCACUUGGGAUUGGUUCAAACACUUAGAAAUGGCCUUACUGGCACUUACAAAUGGUAUGGGGGUAACCUGGUCGAUGGUAGCUGGUCCUCAGAAGGUUGCGUCUGAUGAAGCGGAGCAAGAGGUUGCCGGCUAUUUCAUGCCCUUCGCUCUAGUAGACGGUAUCCUAUGGGGUAGUGUCCUCGCACUUCUAUUAAAUGUUGCCCUUGGACAGUGAUUUACGACUGAGAGUUUGAUGUUGGAUUUCUUAGGAGGACACCUGCAUUGGCAUUCGGAGGAUCCUCACGACUGGGGCCUCGUACGAUUUUCUAUUC